Messenger RNA from Benincasa hispida (wax gourd), 1084 nucleotides. RefSeq names its product adenine phosphoribosyltransferase 5-like. Lineage: Eukaryota; Viridiplantae; Streptophyta; Magnoliopsida; Cucurbitales; Cucurbitaceae. Gene Ontology annotation, molecular function: adenine phosphoribosyltransferase activity. Gene Ontology annotation, biological process: adenine salvage. Gene Ontology annotation, cellular component: cytoplasm; cytosol. The record is from RefSeq and is a predicted model, not a curated record.
UAUUAAAAGACCCUCCAUUAUUCGAACAUCUUAGAUAAGAGCCAUCUUUUCCAAACACCUCUCCUCCCCCCUUCCCCUUCCCCUCUCUGUUCUUCUUUCUUUUAUUUUCUUUUGCCUCCAAAACCCUCCAUUAGAAAGCCUCUUCUUCGUCUUCGUCUUCUUCUUCUUCUUCUUCUUCUUAAAGAUUACUCCUUUUUUCACACUCAAAUCCACUCUUAACAACAGAAAUGUUUGCAGCAGAAAAUGGUCUUAAAGGAGACCCCAGGCUUCAAGGCAUAUCUCAAGCCAUUCGAGUCGUUCCUCACUUCCCCAAGCCUGGGAUAAUGUUUCAAGAUAUUACUACGUUGUUGCUGGAUCAUAAGGCGUUUAAGGAUACUGUCGACAUUUUUGUAGAUCGUUACAGGGGAAUGAACAUUUCUGUUGUUGCUGGGGUAGAAGCCAGGGGAUUCAUGUUUGGCCCGUCAAUUGCCUUAGCCAUUGGAGCAAAGUUCGUUCCUUUACGAAAACCCAGGAAGCUUCCUGGUGAAGUGAUUUCAGAAGCUUAUGAUUUGGAGUAUGGAACCGAUUGCUUAGAAAUGCAGAUAGAUGCUGUUAAGACUGGUGAACGUGCAUUGGUUAUUGAUGAUUUGGUAGCCACUGGUGGAACAUUAUCGGCAGCAAUUAGGCUUUUGGAACGAAUGGGUGCUGAAGUAGUUGAAUGUGCUUGUGUUGUCGGAUUGCGCGAAGUUAAGGGACAGCGCAGGCUCAAUGGAAAGCCACUUUAUAUCCUUGUUGAGCCACGUCAAUUGGAUGGUUGUUUCUAAGGUGGGCGAGCGAUAUCUCUCGCAUCUGCUUAGGCUGAUAUUGAGAAGAUGAUGCUUGAGCAAACAGGCAGAGACAGAGACAAAGAGAGAGAGAGAGAGAGAGAGAGAGAGAGAGAGAGAGAUUUGAUUCCUGCAUCCAAAGUUUGAGCAGCAAUGAAUUGAAAGUGUUGGGUCCAUUGUACUAUUUUUUAGUGCUAAAUUAUCUUGUCCUUUCCCCAGGCUGUUAUUUCAACAAAAUCUUGAAUGAACAAACUAUUCUCAGAUUCUGAUAUUCAAAAAAA